Ceraceosorus bombacis is the source of this 485-nucleotide messenger RNA. The record is from the annotation of a GenBank genome assembly. Lineage: Eukaryota; Fungi; Basidiomycota; Exobasidiomycetes; Ceraceosorales; Ceraceosoraceae.
GGUAUCGGCCAUCCUUGCACCAGACGGAUAGUGGGCAAUAGAGGUGCGCCACAGAGCACCAUUGGGACAAUCGAGACGUCAACUCCCCUCCCCUGACGAGCGUGAUCGAGGCAAGACGUGCAUAUUCUAGAGCAUCGCAAACUAAUGCAAUCCUUCAGACUCGGCGCGCAUGUGCUCUCUCGCAAGGCCUUCGCCGGAGAUGAGCAUCCGGCUUCGUUUUAUGACGCGUGCUGAAGGCAUGAUAUGUGCUCAACCUCCAUUCAGGGCUUCAAGUGCUUUCAUGAUGUCGUGCGAGGUUGAUGGUCACACUUUCACCCUUCCUCACGUUCCCUCACACGCUGAGCUGCGAGUGCCCGCACUGGUGGGUCGGGAGCGAGCUCAUUCGAACGAGGAGUUCAUGUGUAGUGCAGUCAACCAAGUCAACCAAAUAUUGCGAUGCUGAGAGGGAAGUGCGAUGAGAGGGGGGAAAACCAGUAUAGUAGAUC